Messenger RNA from Cucumis sativus (cucumber), 2428 nucleotides. Its product is annotated as U-box domain-containing protein 7. The record is from RefSeq and is a predicted model, not a curated record. Bases 261 to 1769 code for a protein of 502 amino acids. Gene Ontology annotation, molecular function: protein binding. NCBI's taxonomy places the organism in Eukaryota, Viridiplantae, Streptophyta, Magnoliopsida, Cucurbitales, Cucurbitaceae. The transcript is spliced from 3 exons.
AAGGGUCCUAAAAGAAAAAGAGUAUAGAGUACUCCAUCAUUUUUGCCGCUAAACUUGAAAGCAUUUCCUCUGCUUUUGAGUUCUUCUUAGUGUGAAGCUUUGUAAAAACCAAACGAAAGUUUCUCUGUUCUAAGAGAUUGAAGAACACAGCAGAGACGAGUUAAUAAUGCUUCUCCGUUUUCUUUUUCUUCUUCUUCUUCAUCCGGUGAUUCUUUUCCCCGUAAUUUAGUUUUCACAAUCAGUUUUUUCAGUUUCCGGUUAUGGCAAAGUGUCAAAGAAACGAGGUUGGAUCUGUAGUUUUUGACCGAGCUUCCAUUUCCUCUCCCGCCGGCAGUCAUUUUCGCCUAUGCGCUCCCUUCUCCACCGCUUCAUUCCGUAGGAAGAUUUUUGACGCUGUAAGUUGUGGUGGAAGUUCCCGCUAUAACUAUCACCACGACGGCAAUGUUGGUGGUGGCGAUGGUACUGUUUCCACAGCCAUUAGGUCUUUGUCCGAGAUUGUGAAGGAAAGGGAGGCAGCUAGGCCGAAACGAUCCAAUGUGAAGUCGGAGAAGUUGUUCGAUCUUCUUAAGUUGGAGUCGUCGCCGGAAUCGAAACCGGAGACGAAGAAGAAGGAGGAGGUGCUGGAGGAGUUCAAACGCGUGGUGAAGAAGUUGCAGGAUGAGGAUUUGGUGGAGAGGAGAGCGGCGGCGAGUGGAGUUAGAUUGCUUGCUAAAGAGGAUACAGAAGCGAGAGGAACGCUUGGAAUGCUCGGAGCCAUUCCGCCGCUGGUUGGAAUGCUUGAUUUGGAAGACGAUGAAUCUAAGAUCGCUUCGCUCUAUGCGUUGCUUAAUCUUGGAAUUGGAAACGAUUUGAACAAGGCAGCCAUUGCUAAAGCGGGUACUAUUCACAAAAUGCUCAAGCUGAUCGAAUCUGAAACUUCCCCAAAUCCACCUGUUUCAGAAGCCAUAGUUGCGAAUUUCCUUGGGUUGAGCGCUUUAGAUACGAACAAACUGUUAAUUGGCUCAUCAGGUGCAAUUCCGUUCUUGGUAAAGAACUUAUACGACCCACAUCAAGAAAGCAGUUCACAAGUCAAGCAAGACGCUCUCCGUGCGCUUUAUAACCUCUCUAUUUUCCCAUCCAAUAUUCCAUUUAUCUUAGAAACCAAGUUGGUCCCGUUUCUUCUAAACGCAUUGGGAGAUAUGGAAGUAAGUGAAAGAGCCCUCUCUGUUCUAAGCAAUGUAAUAUCAACAUCAGAUGGUCGUAAAGCCAUAAGCACUUACCCAAAUUCAUUUCCAAUACUAAUUGAUGUCUUGAAUUGGGCUGAUUCACCAGGCUGCCAAGAGAAGACAUCCUACAUUUUAAUGGUAAUGGCACACAAAUCUUAUAGUGAUAGACAAGCAAUGAUUGAAGCUGGGGUUUCAUCAGCUUUGUUGGAACUAACUCUUUUGGGCAGUACAUUGGCUCAAAAGAGGGCCUCGAGGGUUUUGGAGUCUUUGAGAGUUGAUAAAGGGAAACAAAUCUCCGAUCAUCUUGGAGGAAAUUCUUCUGCUCCAAUGUGUGGUUCUUUAACUUCUUUUACUAACCCAAUUCUAGGGUCUGCUGAAGCUUUGGAAGGAUCGGAUGAUUUGGUUAGUGAAGAGAAGAAAGCUGUGAAGCAAUUGGUGAGGCAAAGUUUGCAAAACAAUAUGAGGAGAAUUGUGAAGAGAGCCAAUUUGCCUCAAGAUUUUGUGCCUUCUGAUAAUUUCAAGUCACUCACAUCAAGUUCCACUUCAAAAAGCUUGCCAUUUUGAGUUCUCAACUACCUGGAAUCAUGGCGUUAUUGAAGAUUCUGAAAUCCACACAAGAUUUGGAGUAUGGAGCUGAUAAAACUGGAAGGGAUUAAAGGAAGAAAACAAAUUUACAUUAUUUGGUCUCUGAGAUUUGGUUUGGGUCUGAGUUUUCAGAAAACUCAACAAUUUUAUUCUUGAGAUUUGUAUUCGGUAGCAUUCGAAGUCCAUAUCAACUUUUUGUUAUUAUUAAUAGAAAAACUGAUAGAGAGAUCAAGAAUGCUAUCAAAUACAAACUUUUAAGAGAAAUUGUUGGAUAAAAGGACUAAAGAUAACCUAAAUCAAACCUCGAGACCAAAAAUGUAAUUUCGAUCCAAAAAUAAAGCUGAGCAGCACUAUCUGCACUGCACGAGGUUGGUGAAUGCAUUUAUAGCACUAAAUUUUACUCACUUGCUGACUGCUAUGUAUUUUGUUAUUCAAUGCCCUUCCAUUUCUUUCUCUCUACUGCUUUUAAAGCUUCUUUUGACUCUUCUGUUCUCUUUUUUUUUCCCUUCGUUUUUCACUUUUGGCAUUUAGUAUCUGAAAAUAUAGCCCAUAUCCAUCUUUGAAAAGUAUGUGUAUGAACUGAUCAGAUCCCUCUUCAACGUUGGAAAAGUUCUACUACCACAAUAUAUUUCCUUCCA